Molecule: messenger RNA, 677 nt
Organism: Elaeis guineensis (African oil palm)
Lineage: Eukaryota; Viridiplantae; Streptophyta; Magnoliopsida; Arecales; Arecaceae
Source: RefSeq, a predicted model, not a curated record
UAUCCCUCCAUAUCUCUCUGAACAUGAUCUGGAAUGCUUAAAGACCCUUCUCCAAUGGCUUCCCCUCCAACCCUCAGAUGUUGGUGCUUCCGCUUAGCUCUACUUUGCUGGUUUAUUACACGUUGCAAAUCAGACCAAGAUCCGGUGGACAUUGCUACGAAAGGAUUAACAUGCUUCAACGAUCACUAUAUUUAUAGCAGCUGCGGAGAAUCAUACAGACUAAGUGCGGCAGGGACCAUCAAUGUCCCUCCGGAGGCAACCGACCAGUACUGCGAGGGGCCAUGUUUGGUUGAGACAAAUCUUGUGCUCCAGUGCUUGGAUAGCAUAUUGUACAAUUUCCAAUUUUACAAUGGUGCAACUGUCCAAGAUGUGAAGUAUGCUCUCAACACCGGAUGUGGUCAUACUAGCAAGAGAGGGGACUUCAAUGUUUUGGAACACUCGGAAGGUCAAAAUGGAGAAUAUGGUUACUACGGCCACGGGAACAAGCUGGGCAUUCCCACGUACUUGAUGAUACUCUUAGGCUGUGGACUGCUUCUUUGGGGCUUCUGAUGUAUUGCCCUGCUAAAAAGGGAGAACUAGUCUUGUAUCUAAUAUGGGUACUUGUGAACUUAUUAUAGUGUGAGUGAACUGAUUAAGGGGAAAGCUCGUUGACAUAUGCAAACCUUUCUUGCAAAUCA